Diachasma alloeum is the source of this 807-nucleotide messenger RNA. RefSeq names its product outer dense fiber protein 3-B. The record is from RefSeq and is a predicted model, not a curated record. The transcript is spliced from 4 exons. Gene Ontology annotation, cellular component: cytoskeleton. Lineage: Eukaryota; Metazoa; Arthropoda; Insecta; Hymenoptera; Braconidae. The coding region runs from base 1 to 726 and encodes 241 amino acids.
AUGGCAUCCCGACCCGCGCCGAACAGGCCAAAAUUGAGUUGUUGGUUCAGAGGUCCGGGCCCUGUGUAUGGACUCCCCACGCUCGUCGGCUACGAGAAACACGACCCAUCGAGGUACAGAAACCCAGCGUACACAUUGCGGAAGCGGUUGACGGGUUUCGAGAGGACAGUGGGCCCAGGACCCACUUACGAUGUGACGAAAAUGACGAGGAGAGGUCUGGAGAGGCCCCCGGCAUUCUCUAUUGCAGGACGACAGGCCUUGAAAGGAUAUGAUUUGGGGCCUGGGCCUUGCGGAUAUCGUCCGGAGAGCUGUCCCCCCAUGAAUCAUGCUCCUCGGCCUCCAGCCUAUUCCCUAAAAGGGAGAAUAACCGAUAAAUUGAGAUCCGACAUUCCUGCGCCUAAUGCGUACAUGGUCCCUUCGUGUUUGGGUCCUAAUAUACCGGAUAAAAGAGCCUAUGGAGCGUUCACUAUAACUGGCCUGCACGAUCUGAGAAAAAGAACCCUGGGACCUGGUCCCGCAGCGUACGCCUUCAACACAGACGUCGUGAAGCGAAAAUACCCCGCAUUCUCCCUCAAAUCGCGGACGAAAACUUUCGGUCAUGCCGUUGGUCCAGGCCCUGCGCAUUACCCGACUUACAACACGAGAAGAAAUCCCCCGAAAUUCUCAUUCGGUGUGAAGCACAGUGAAUGCGCACCCCCUGCAAUCACACCCAUGGAUGAUGAGUAGUUUAUCCAUUCAUUUUCAUUUUUAAGGAAAUAUACGGAAUAUGACGGAAAAGCAGAAAAUCGUAGCAUUAUUCUUAUUGCA